Molecule: messenger RNA, 1658 nt
Organism: Sorghum bicolor (sorghum)
Lineage: Eukaryota; Viridiplantae; Streptophyta; Magnoliopsida; Poales; Poaceae
Product: small GTPase LIP1
Exons: 7
Coding region: 335-1354 (339 amino acids)
Biological process (GO): intracellular protein transport
Cellular component (GO): endomembrane system
Molecular function (GO): GTPase activity; GTP binding
Source: RefSeq, a predicted model, not a curated record
ACCUCCAUCGCCGAUUCGGCGGCCGCCGAACUACAGCAGCGCAAGCGACUCGCACCGUCGCAGGUAUAGAGCGCUCGCAGGUAUACGGCAGCCGACCAACCAACCAACUCGCCGGCAGCCGCAAGCCCUCAGAUCCUCCCGUCGCACGGAAAACAACCGUCCCUCUGCUGUCGCUGCUACUCACCCUCUCGGAUCCCUUCCCACCCCACCUCCCGGAUGCAGCCGGGGACGCCACCGCCGGCGCCUCUGCCACCGAAUCCGUUGAUCUAGUUGCUGCUAUUGCUACCGCUUCUUGAUUGGGUUGAGGAGGAGGUGGAAGAGGAGGGAAUAGGAGAUGAUGUUCUGGAAGGACGGCGGCGGGACUGGGGGCGGCAACGGACGGGACCUCAGCGGUGGGCCGCCCUGCGGCCAGGUGCGUGUGCUCGUCGUUGGCGACUCAGGUGUUGGUAAAUCUUCAUUGGUGCAUCUCUUAUUGAAAGGUUCUGCAGUGGCUCGACCAGCCCAAACAAUUGGGUGUGCAGUUGGUGUUAAACAUAUUACUUACAGUAGUCCAGGGAGUUCAUCUAAUAGCAUCAAGGGCGAUGCUGAAAGGAACUUUUUUGUUGAGCUUUGGGAUGUUUCUGGACAUGAGCGCUACAAAGACUGUCGUUCACUUUUUUAUUCACAAAUUAAUGGUGUCAUAUUUGUUUAUGACCUUUCCCAGAGGAAAACAAAGACAAAUUUGAACAAGUGGGCAGUGGAAGUUGCUGAAUCUGGGACCUUUUCAGCUCCUCUUGGGUCUGGUGGUCCUGGUGGCCUUCCAGUUCCUUACCUAGUUAUUGCCAACAAAGUGGAUAUUGCUCCAAGAGAUGGUAGAAGAGUGAGCAGUGGGAAUCUUGUUGAUGUUGCUCGCCAAUGGGUUGAAAAGCAAGGCCUGCUUCCAUCCAGUGAAGAACUUCCACUUGCAGAUAGCUUUCCUGGCAAUUCUGGUCUGCUCACGGCUGCCAAAGAGGGAAGAUAUGAUAAAGAAGCUCUAAUCAAGUUCUUCCGCAUGUUGAUAAGGAGGAGGUAUUUUUCGAAUGAGCUUCCUGCCCCUAGCCCAUGGUCACUCACUCCCAGAGAAGAUACCAUUCUUCCUGUAGAAUCUGUGAAUGAUGAUGACAUGUUCCAAAGAAAAAGCUACGGUGGCCAGAGCUACAAAUACAAUGGGGUGGCCCCACUGCCUGCACAGCGGAACCUAACUCCACCCCCGACACUCUAUCCACAGCAGCCAAUGUCCUCUUCAUCAGAAAACUACAGAUACCACAGAUUUUCCUCCUCGUCAAUACCUGAUUCAAGUGGUGGUAGAACAAGCCGAGCAAACCUCAAUAUAUGAUGAGAUAUGUGAGUCUUAUCCAUUAUCACCUGGAAUGUGGGGGAAAAAACAUGACACCUGGGUUUUUUGAAUCCCAGGUUUUUGAUCUUUUUGAGUUGUGCACCUGUCUUUGAUUUGAUAUGUGCAUGUUGACAGGGCGUUUGAACAUUAUGUUUGUGGGAUCACUAGUGAUAAAUUCUUUGAUUCUUCCCUGUAUAUCUCCUGAUUUUGUGUAUGAAUUCAGUAUAGUUAUUUAGGAAGACACAUUACAUGGUGUACACUGAUACUCUGUGCAAUGGCAAAUCUGAAUUGAUCGUUUUCCCAA